AUGGAGAAUGGAGAGACACGGUCCAGCUCUGCUGGGAAGACCUGCUCACCUGGAACAGCUGCUGGACUCACCUGUUCAGACCCAGGUGGUGUCAGGUUGGUGGGACAGCCGAGCCGCUGUGCUGGUACUUUGGAGAUCCAACACCUGGGACAGUGGAGACCAGUAAUAGACCCCCGUAGAGACUGGGACCUGAAGUCUGGAUCUGCUGUGUGUCAGUAUCUGGACUGUGGAUCAGCUGUUUCAGUCAACAACACACAGGAUUCUGCACACAGACCUGUGUGGUCAGUGUCAGUUCCUUGUGUAAAGCUGACGUCUGGACUGAGGGACUGUGUUGAACUAAGUGGUUCCUACAUGUUCUCAUCUGGUGUGGACGUGGUGUGUUCAGAUCUGCUGCCUCAGCCCAACAUCUCCCUGUCUGACGGGGUCUUUGAGGUCUACCAGCAGGGCCGCUGA
Molecule: messenger RNA, 453 nt
Organism: Sphaeramia orbicularis (orbiculate cardinalfish)
Lineage: Eukaryota; Metazoa; Chordata; Actinopteri; Kurtiformes; Apogonidae
Product: scavenger receptor cysteine-rich type 1 protein M130-like
Exons: 5
Coding region: 1-453 (150 amino acids)
Cellular component (GO): membrane
Source: RefSeq, a predicted model, not a curated record